AAGAGGAAGAAGAAAAAGAAGAGGAAGAAGAAGUGGAAGCAUCCUAAAAACAAAGAAACAAACAUAAAACAGUAGGGUUCAGAUGUUAUGGUGGGUUUUUUCUGUAAGGGUAUGAUACUGAUAGUCUCAUGGAUUUGGUCAGGAUAUCACCUGAAGUGCCUGGUUCUGGGUGCGAUUUUUUUUUUCUCUCCUGGAAAAACACUACAUCUCCCAGAAUUCCUCAGCACUGACCGCCUCUAAAUCCGCAAUCUCAUUCAGCAACUGAGUAUUCGCGUCGAGGACAACAAUAUCUACCUCCGACCUACCUUUGUUGUUCCUCCGGAUGGAUUUGAGGACUGAAAGAGCUGUUAUAAGAGCUUCAUGAAGAGCUGAAGAAACACAACAGCAUGUUGGAGAGACUCUUGACGUAGUGACAUCUGAAGACCUGAAGAAGACGUUUUUGUUUUUUUUUGGAAUAAAAUACCAACAGGAACUCUUUCAGAUCAAUGACAUUUGAUGAAUUUAUAUAUAAGUAUGCAUGUUUAGUAGCUUGUGAUACACUGGGGUUUGGAGGAAAGCCAAUGAUUGGACACGGCUUUAGAUCUGAUGGUUUUCAAACGAUUCAUUUAAACAUGUCCACUUUUUCUUGUUCGGACAGGAAGGUUUGUUUGUGCAGACGUCUUUGCGUGUAGAUCAUGCGUGAAGCUUUAUCGAUUCUGAGCAGUUUGUACCGUCGAGGCUGUAGAUCAGUUUCCAGCCUCGUGCGCUUGCUUCAGGCUUUACAUCCUAAACCUGAAUUACGCCUUUGAUCAUUCAGUCCGGUUAAAAUGACUUCAUCGGAUAACGAUGAGACCGGGAAUGAUGUGUCGGAGUCUCUGGAAGUCACCAAUUUCCAAAGCCAAUAUUGCGACUCGGGGAGUUACUACAAAUCUAAAAGUUUACCAGUCCUCAACGGAGGCUGUCCAGCAGCUAAUAAGGCUUUGGAACCGAAGCUUCCGUCUACGUUAACGUCAAUCCAUGCAGACCGAGUUGUAUUUAGCGGGAUGCAGGGAAAAAGUGACUCUAGCCAGCUGGACUCUCCAACCCAAACCGACUUCUCACCUUCCAGCAUGUCCAGCAUGGUGGGUCUAAGCGGCUCUACGAGACCCGACGGCAACAGGGCUGGAGGUAAAAAAGUAGGCUUGUCUUUAGCAAGGAUUGUGGGAUUUCCAGCGAGGAAGUACGUCCGGGUGAUUCUGGCAGACUCAAGGUGUUUCCUUUUCUGUAUGUGCUACCUGACGUUCAUCCAGUCGCUGAUGGUUUCAGGUUACCUGAGCAGUGUGAUCACCACCAUUGAGAAGCGAUACAGCCUGAGGAGCUCCGAGUCAGGACUGUUGGUGAGCUGCUUCGAUAUCGGAAGCCUGCUUGUUGUGGUCUUCAUCAGCUACUUUGGGGGUCGGGGGCAAAGGCCGCGCUGGUUGGCCGUCGGUGGGGUUUUCAUAGCUGUCGGGGCGGCUCUGUUCUCCCUUCCCCACUUCAUCUCACCGCCGUACCAGAUCCAGGAAGUGAACUCAUCUGCAGGAAACGAGGGCCUCUGCUUGAACGGGAACGCCAGCGGCAGAGACGGCUCCGGCGUCCCGUCGUGCCCACGGGAGCAGGGUGGCAAGGAGCAUUCCGUCUACGUAGCGCUUUUCAUCUGCGCCCAGAUUCUCGUGGGAAUGGGUUCCACACCUAUCUACACUCUCGGCCCGACCUACCUAGAUGACAGCGUGAAGAAGGAGAAUGCCUCGCUUUACCUCGCUAUCAUGUAUGUGAUGGGCGCUCUGGGUCCUGCGGCUGGGUAUCUCCUAGGAGGAGUCCUCAUCGGCUUUUAUGUGGAUCCCAAAACUAUAGUUAAUAUUGACCAGAGUGACCCUCGCUUUGUAGGCAACUGGUGGAGCGGCUUUUUGCUGUGCGCCAUCGCCAUGCUGCUGGUCAUUUUCCCCAUGUUCACCUUCCCCAAGAAACUACCCCCUCGCCACAAAAAGAAGAAGAAAAAGCUCGGGACUGAUGAUGACACAGCCAGCGAAGAUGACGUCAUGAAGGAGAAAUCCAACAGCAAAGGUCAAACGGUGACCUCUUCCAUGGGCUUUGGGAAGGACAUCAAAGAGCUCCCCAAGGCGGCCGUGAGGAUCCUGAGCAACAUGACCUUCUUGUUCGUGAGUCUCUCCUACACGGCCGAGAGCGCCAUCGUCACCGCUUUCAUCACCUUCAUCCCCAAAUUCAUCGAGUCGCAGUUCGGGAUCCCCGCCUCCAACGCCAGCAUUUACACAGGUGUGAUUAUCGUACCCAGUGCUGGCGUGGGCAUCGUGCUGGGCGGCUACAUCAUCAAGAAGCUGAAGCUCGGCGCUCGUGAGUCGGCCAAGCUGGCGAUGAUCUGCAGCGGAGUGUCCCUGCUGUGCUUUUCAACGCUCUUCAUCGUGGGUUGUGAGAGCAUUAAUCUAGGGGGCAUCAACAUCCCAUAUACCACAGGGCCAACUCUGACGCUGACUCACAGGAACCUGACGGGCAGCUGCAACGUGAACUGUGGCUGUAAGAUUAACGAGUAUGCGCCAGUCUGCGGCUCUGACGGCAUCACCUACUUUAACCCCUGCCUGGCAGGCUGCAACGCGGUUGGCAACGACAGCACCGGGAUCAGAAAUUACACGGACUGUGCGUGUGUGCAGAGCAGGCAGGUCAUCACACCUCCCGCUGGUGGCCAAGGCAGUCAGCUCCAGCUGGUCAUCGUGAAGACCUACCUGAACGAGAACGGUUUCGCCGUGUCCGGGAAGUGCGACCGCACCUGCAACACGCUCAUCCCCUUCCUCAUCUUCCUUUUCAUCGUCACGCUCAUCACUGCCUGUGCCCAGCCCUCCGCCAUCAUCGUCACUCUCAGGUCAGUAGAGGAGCAGGAGAGGCCGUUUGCUUUAGGAAUGCAGUUCGUGUUGCUGAGAACGCUCGCCUACAUCCCGACACCGAUCUACUUCGGCGCCGUGAUCGACACUACGUGUAUGCUGUGGCAGCAGGACUGCGGCGUGCACGGCUCGUGCUGGGAGUACGACGUCACCUCGUUCCGCUUCGUCUACUUCGGCCUGGCAGCCAGCCUCAAGUUCGUCGGCUUCGUCUUCAUCUUCCUCACCUGGUACUCCAUCAAAUGCAAGGAAGACCGGCUGGAGCGCCGUCGCCCGAGCCUGCCUCCGCUCGGCACGGUGAGCGAGCUCGUGUGUCAGGUGGGUGCGCGCAAGUGCCACGCACGUACUCGCUCCUGCCCGGCGUUUACGCUCGAUCCGACACCGCUUCACCACAGCCACAGCAUCCAGAGCUGCCCGGGAAACACUCUCAAAGCAAUAACGCCCCCGGUGCACCCCGUACAGGAGGUCCACGCCCGCGUCUGAGAUCUAACUCCAUCCUCUCCACGUGCCUUCCUCGAUUGGGCGCAAACCUUUUCUUGAAGUUCAGCUGACGCCCUGCUGAGUAUCACAGCUGUUUUUAAGGUUCUCAUCAGCGCACAUCUUUAAAAAAAAAAAUCAUAAUUAAUAAUAAUAAAUGAAAUACUUGUCGAAGUGUGCAUUGUACAUUGUAAAAGACAUCACAUGGUGCUAAGUGGGUUUGGGGGGAGGGGAUGGGUCAGGGGUCAGUCCUGUUCAGUAUCAUGUCUUGGAUAUUGAGAUGUCUUGGAUAUCAAAACGUCAUCACAAGCACAACUGGAAAUCUGUUCUAUGCAAACUCUGCCACUUUGCCCCGCUGCGUAUCGCUGUCUAUUGUGUAUCUCUCAUUUACAACGAGACGCAACCGUCGCCUGUCCUCGCUCUGUUUCUCUCUCCUGCUGUCUCUCUUUUGGAAGUUAGGCCAGUACGGAAGAGAAGAAUGGCUGUCUAGGUUGCUGGAAUUUUCCUGAACUUUCCGGCGACGUGGUCCCUCAAGGUUCGGUACUGUGGCCCGUUAAAGUGCUAUGAAAUAUGAGUAAGGAUCAGAGGGACAGCUAAAUUACACCACGAGAGAACUCUAUCAUCCCCAUCAUCAUCAUGAUCCCUAAUUAGAUCAGUAUAGAUGUAAUACCACAAUAAGAUCAAUGUGUUCCACUAAGCAAAUCAAACACAAAACACAAGCUCGGUGAGACGCGCUGCUCGAUUUCUCUGGUUCCGGUCCACACAGACCCGUCUGUACUUUGGCAGUUUAUUGUCAGAUCUGAUGCUGCAUGGUUCGAUCCCAGCAAACCUGGCCAUUGCUCACGCUCUCCUCCUCUCGUCGCUGACGGAGCUCAGCCUGAGCACUUCAACGCUUUAGCAAUAGUGUUACUAAACCCUGUGGCAUACACGCAGAGUAUUUUGAUACUACUGAGAGGUAUCGAUAUGUCCUCAGAAGGUUCUAGGCAUCACCACAUCUACUACCCUAGUAGAUGCAUAUUCGCAGUUCAAAAUAGUCUCUGAGCAUUUCAUGACGCCGGUAUGCGAAUCUCUAGAACAAGCCAACCGAUAUUACACUCGACGCCUACGAAGAAUAUAAACCUCUGUCCUCCGAUGCUGCAUCGUUUUCGCGUAAUGUAGUGUAGUUCGUUAGGCGAUUCGGACGGGUAGCACAGCAUGCUAGAAAUAAAACCUGUCCAAAUAUGAAUCGAAAUUUCAUCCAUGGAAUAUGAAAAAUAGAUUUGAAUCUCUAUGUCUACUUCUACUUGUAUUACUACUAAGAAUUUAUUCCUUCACAUUUUGGCCAGUUCUACUGUAUUUUUAUGAAACCCUUGUUUGAGUAUAAUAUUGUGAAGACAGAAUUAUUAUAAUUUUUUUUUUUUAAUUACUGAAACAAUAGCAUCAUUGCAAGCAAGACCUGACCUUGAAUCUUCACUUGCUGUUCAGUCUUCAAUCCCAACCCCUGGGCUUGGGAUAUCUGAAAGGAACACUUCCUUCUUAUUAUUAUUAUUAUUAUUAUUAUUAUUAUUAUUAUUAUUAUUCAAAUCAUUUCACUGUAAAAUGAACAGAAUCACGUGAGAAAUCUGUGACAGCUUUUGUAUUCCCAGUCAGUGUUUUGAUGUAAAGGCCAUUUGUCCCCCAGUGCAGUCGUGAUGUAACUGGGAAGUGCCGCGGUUUUGUUGUUCUGGGCUCCGGUACAUCGCUUUAAUAAGCUUUGAGUCAAGGAUGUGUAUGAAGACUUGAACCCUUCAUAUCCAAUGUGUAGAAAACCAAAAUAUCAAAAAAUGGCCAUCAGUGAACAAGUACUCAUGGACUGGGCUGUGAAGUAUAAAAAUGGUAAAUACAUUUUUUUUUUUCCUUCUUUUUUUUUUGUCUUUUUUUUUUGGUCUAAAACUUGGCUAAUUUAGACUAUGCUUUGAAAAAGAAAAAAAGGUGAACAUGUAUAACAAAUAAUGAAGCAAAUCUGUUUGUUUUCUGUGCCUAAAUUAUGUAAGUUAUAUGUGAGAUUAUGAUAUACAGCGCAUAAAUUGUUUCGUUUUUGCAUUGUAUUAUAUAUCAUUUUUGGCGUGUUGACGUUGAACUUUUUCUUUGGUUUGAUUAACCUCCAUCACCAAAAGACCCUUACAUAUCUAUUAUUAUUAUUAUUAUUAUUAUUAUUAUUAUUAUUACAACAGAUGUAAAUGUCUGACUAUGCCUCUGCUUUGUGAGAAAGGCUCGAGUGACCGUAUGGUAUUAAGGCAUGGUGUUUGGGGGUCACGUUGCUUGCACUUUUCUUCUGCCUGCUGUGAUAAAUGAACUGGAGAUCUCUGUGCCACAGUAAACCUUCCCCCACUGGUACUAAUGCACAUCUCUGUGAUGCAACAUGACCUGAAAUCAGUGGCCGCGUUGAUGGGUUUUUUUUUCCCCCCUCCCUUCUAUGUCGUCUUCUGAAAUGGUUCAACUCUGGGUAUGUUAAGCAGGCUAAAGCCGGUUCGAGAAUCAUCUUCACACCCGAGCCUCUCCACCCUCAGUGCUGUCAGCAUGCGUGAUGAUCAGUUUGAGGCAUGAGAUGUUCUAAUUAAUUUGUGGAUUACUUCAGGUAGAUAUUUUACUUUCGUGGAUGAGAGGGGGGUGUCAUCAUUUUUUAGCAACAUAUUAUUGACAUGUAUUUAUUGAAAUAAAAAGACAAAGCUGUAUUGGAAAGGUCACGCUCCUGCUCUGCAUUCCUCAGGAAACAGAAGUGAACAGAUCGUGGCAACACUUUUGUUUACAGAUGCCUUGAAUACUUGAUAAUUGUCAUUAAAAAAAAAAAAAGGAGAAUAAAAAUAACUGUCUAUAUUUUGUGUCUGGAAGUCGAAUACGUAGCUCAUGUAAGGAAUGAUUGACACUUUCGAGUGUGCUGUUAUAGGAAAAUAAUCAACAACGGGGUGGGUGAAUAUUUCCCACACGUUCUGAUGUAAUUUAGGGUUGGUUUGUUUUUUUAAAGAAACAUCUGGAUGUGUAAGACAGUCUGGACAUUUUAACUGCUCUACAGGAACAUGUUGAAAUGAUUAUGUAUUGGAAUGUUUCAUCAUAAUCUGAUUAUUUUCGGGGUUUUUUUUAACGUUAAAACCUAUUAAUAUGCUGAUUUAAUUUCUUUACCGAACAGCAUCUUUAUUUCUCCUGUAAAUGACGAGCUCACUGUCGCCACCUAGUGGUGCGUGUAAUGAUCACGCAUACAAGGGUUUUCCCAACCUGUUCUUUGUUUAUGUAAGUAAGUAUUAUUAUUUAUUAAUAAAUUAUCAAGAGGGGGUUAAAAAAAGAAAGAAAGAAAAGGAACAGAAUUCAGCUAUUCAAUAAACAUAACUAGAAAAAGAUUUUUUUUAAAAAUGACUUGUUUAAUGAAUACAAGCUUUCAAUCUGCUUCAUCACACCAGGUUGUUGAUUAUUUUCCUAGAACAGUAUGACCCAUAAAUUGUAUGAGAGUGUUGUUUUAUUGUUAAAUGUGUGUGUCUUGUUCUAGAAGUUCGCACAAAGCUCAGACAACGCAGCAUGUAAGAAAAAGCUGAACUUUUAUUUUGAAAUGACAAACUACUGUCAACUGACUUGAAUGAAAAUGAACAGCUUUUACCUGUUGAGCGUGAAAAUAUAUUUAAAAAAAUAAAAUAAAAUUAAAAAAAGCAGCUCGGUUUGCUCUGUAGUACCAUUUUAAGCUGAAAAAAUAUGUACAACAUAAAUGACCAAAUUAAGAAACACUUUAAAAAAAAAAAAAAAAAAAAGCCUUGUAGAUCAAAACAUACAAUAAUAAUAAUAAUAAUAAUAAUAAUAAUUAAGCCUAAUAAAUACCCAUCGUUUUUCCGUUUCUUCAUAAGGAGUGAUGCGUCUUUACAAGGAAAUACGGCGUACUUGCAGAAAGCAGUGCCCUCUUGAGAAUGGAAAUGAAUGUUGUGUUUCAAGAACAGCACACGAAGGCGAAAAGCAAAUACGGUUCCGAUUGUGCAGUUUUGCGCUUGCAAAUCAUAUACUGAGACGAAAGUGUGAAUCGAUCUCACAUGCAAUAGCUUUAGAACGUCGAGACGAGUCGUAGAAACUGAAGGGUGGGAGG
Molecule: messenger RNA, 7446 nt
Organism: Ictalurus punctatus (channel catfish)
Lineage: Eukaryota; Metazoa; Chordata; Actinopteri; Siluriformes; Ictaluridae
Product: solute carrier organic anion transporter family member 5A1
Exons: 11
Coding region: 807-3371 (854 amino acids)
Biological process (GO): sodium-independent organic anion transport; transmembrane transport
Cellular component (GO): membrane
Molecular function (GO): protein binding
Source: RefSeq, a predicted model, not a curated record